AUGCACAAAAAUGCCACGCCCGCGGAUAUCGAGGCGCACCCGAAGUUCGCUUCGCUCCAGAGCCGCUUCGCCUCGCAGGACCCGGAGUGGGAAAUACUCCAGCGGCUCGGGCCGGCGCAGGCGGAGGAGGAGCAGCUCGCUGUUGAGCGCUUUGGAGCCUGGGACCCCAUGCCACUGCGACCGGCGUGCCCGGGAACAGAGAUCGCGCGCGCGCCGUUCUGCACCUCGCACGUCAAGGGCUUCGACAAGUCGCGCAACGGCCUCUUCCCCGUGAGGGCGGACUCGGCGCUCGGGCUCAUCUUUGUCAACGUCAACGGCGAGUCCCGCCUCUGGCUCUGCCAUGCGCCUCCGCUCUCCGAGUGGCUGGGCGACCUGCUGCCCUCGCUCUCGGAGUACGAGAGCAGCUUUGGCGUGGGCACGCCCGGGCUCGUCCCGUACAAGCGCAAGCAGUACGACGUGCCCGCCAACUGGAAGCUCCUGGUCGAGAACUACCUCGAGUACUACCACCUGCCGGCGGUCCACCCGGACUCUGCAACGAUCCCUCCCUUUCCGACGCUCCGGCCGCGCCACCAGCGCAUGGCGUACCACGCGACGUUCCUCUCGCACCGCGCCGCCUUCGACGCGCCAGGCGGCGAGGCGGUCCUUGAGGACAUGUUUCAGUUUUGGGACCUGAUCAACACGCAGGACAUCGACAUCGUCAAGAAUGAGACGCUGCACCGCUUCCAGAACAUGGUCAUCGACAAGAUGCUGGUCCACGAGCCGACGCGCUACCGCAUCCCCGACGGCGACGUCGACUACCACGACCUGCUCGCAGCACCCGACCCGCUGCUCCCUGCGGCCGCAUCCUCCGGCUAG
This is a messenger RNA of Emiliania huxleyi CCMP1516, 855 nucleotides long. RefSeq lists its product as hypothetical. The coding region runs from base 1 to 855 and encodes 284 amino acids. Lineage: Eukaryota; Haptophyta; Isochrysidales; Noelaerhabdaceae. The record is from RefSeq and is a predicted model, not a curated record. The transcript is spliced from 7 exons. Gene Ontology annotation, molecular function: 2 iron, 2 sulfur cluster binding; iron ion binding.